Molecule: messenger RNA, 1242 nt
Organism: Penicillium macrosclerotiorum
Lineage: Eukaryota; Fungi; Ascomycota; Eurotiomycetes; Eurotiales; Aspergillaceae
Product: glycoside hydrolase family 27 protein
Exons: 7
Coding region: 1-1242 (413 amino acids)
Biological process (GO): carbohydrate metabolic process
Molecular function (GO): hydrolase activity, hydrolyzing O-glycosyl compounds
Source: RefSeq, a predicted model, not a curated record
AUGGCGUGGGGGAGAUUGCCCGCCCUAGGCUGGAACUCAUGGAAUGCCUUUGGCUGCGAUAUCAACUCAACAAAGAUCAUGACUGCUGCGACUGAGAUGGUCAAUCUGGGACUGAAGGAUUUGGGCUACGAAUACGUGAACAUUGAUGACUGCUGGUCAAUUAAGGAUACACGAAAUGCAAGUAAUAACCGCAUUGAGCCUGAUCCUUCUAAGUUCCCCAAUGGCAUCUCAGGUGUUGCGGAUCAGGUUCAUGAUCUAGGCCUGAAGAUCGGUAUUUAUAGCAGUGCUGGUGAGACCACUUGUGCUGGCUAUCCUGCUAGCCUGGGAUAUGAGGAUGUCGAUGCCCAAGCAUUUGCAGAGUGGGGAAUCGACUACCUGAAAUAUGACAAUUGCGGCGUUCCGAGUAACUGGACUGACCAGUAUACAGCCUGUGUGCCUGAUGGAUCAGGCAACUUCCCAAAUGGCACCUGUCCUGAUAAUUCAAACCCAGCUCCGGCAGGCUACGACUGGACGACAUCGAAAACAUUCACCCGCUAUUCAAAUAUGCGAGAUGCUCUCCAGAGUGUUGACCGGACAAUUCUUUAUUCCCUCUGUGACUGGGGUCAGGCCGAUGUCAAUACCUGGGGCAAUGAAACGGGCAAUUCGUGGCGCAUGUCUGGGGAUAUCCAGGCGAACUGGCCUCGUGUUGCCGAAAUCGCCAAUGAGAAUUCCUUCAAGAUGAACUAUGUUGACUUUUGGGGCCAUCCAGAUCCUGAUAUGCUAGAGGUCAACAAUGGGAAUUUGACAGCCGAAGAAAAUCGGGCACACUUUGCUUUGUGGGCGAUCAUGAAGUCGCCUUUGAUUAUUGGCACUGCGCUCGACAGUAUCAGUGACACCAAUUUGGCUAUCUUGAAGAACAAAUACUUGCUUGAUUUCCACCAGGACCCCGUUGUCGGGCGCUCUGCCCAUCCUUAUAAAUGGGGAUACAAUCCUGACUGGACAUUCGACCCAGUCCAUCCUGCCGAGUACUGGUCAGGCCCAUCUUCUACUCUAAAGGGCACUUUAGUAUUGAUGUUGAACUCAGAAGAUGUUACUUCCACUCGUACGGCGAUGUGGAAAGAAAUCCCAGAGUUGAAGGGUCACAAUGCAUAUAAAGUGAUCGAUGCCUGGAGUGGUAAAGAUCUGGGCUGUGUUAAGAACCAGUAUAGGGCUUCCCUGUCGAGCCAUGAUGUGGCUGUGCUGGUGGUCAAGGGAGCGUGCUGA